Molecule: messenger RNA, 3187 nt
Organism: Salvelinus sp. IW2-2015
Lineage: Eukaryota; Metazoa; Chordata; Actinopteri; Salmoniformes; Salmonidae
Source: RefSeq, a predicted model, not a curated record
UCGUGUUAGAUCAGUGAUUGGGCAUUUAUCAAGGAAGGAAGGAAGGACUCAAGCAAGGGUGUAUUUCUUACAUAAUGGAACAUGGUCCCAGUUCAGCCUACCUAAUGACAAAUCACCUCAAGCUGUGUUCGGUAUAGAGGACACGCGUGUCUACAGAAAGGUGGAAAACGAAACAUCACAUUUCUUGCGAUGAAAAUAAAGUGGUGGUUCUGUAUUUUAUGGAGAGUAUUUUCACUUAGUAUUGCAAUAUCUACAUCGGGUAUUUAUGGGUCUCCAUCUGUUUCACGUCCAGUUGGCAGGAGAAAAAUCCUCAAACUGGGCACAUCACAAGGCGUUGGUGACUUGCUUACAGCCCACCUAUCAUCCACAGCAAACAGAAAAUCAAGCCCGAGGAUUAACUCUCACAGUAUCUCAUUCAGGACACCCCAACUCACACAAGAACUCAAACCAGCGCCUGCAAGGAUAUAUUCCUCUCCACCACCCCAGACCCAGCGCCCUAUGCUUCUCGAUAAGCCUGUACCAAAGUCUCAACGUGACUUUGCUCCGCUCCCGGACGUUUCGGUUACGUGUUCCAGUGGUGACUUCGUGGUCCGGGUCAAACGGGAUUUUUAUGGUUUUGAUGCCGACACCGAUGAGUUGACGCUGGGAAGCACCUGCAAGAGUAACGGUGUUCUCAUGCCUUAUGGUGACUUGCUCUUCUCUUAUCCAUUGGUGGAGUGUGAUGGCAAACGGCAGAUGCCACCGGGUUAUCUCAUCUAUACAUUUGUGCUCCAUUACACGCCUCUGACCCGGUUCCCACGCAGAGCGCAUCGCUUUAACGUGCAGGUCGAGUGCCGGUUUCAAAGGUAUCAUCAUGUCUAUCAGCUGGUGGUGCGCCCUACAUGGGAAACACCCACCGUGCUUAAAAAGUUAAAGGGGCGCGUUAACUUCCGAAUCCAGCUGAUGGACGAUACAUGGGCCAUGCCAGCCAAGUCCCAGGUGUACAUGCUGGGACAGACCAUUAAUAUCCAGGUUUCUACACUUCACCUACCCCAUGGAGGAAAGCUUUUCAUCAACCACUGCUAUGCCACAACAUCUAAAGACUCCAAGACAUCCCUCAAGUUCACUGUCAUUGACAACUUUGGCUGCAUGCUGGAGAGCCAGAAGAACCCUGGUGGCUCUCAGUUUGUCUCCCCCAGGACUGAUGACACCCUCCGGUUCUUCCUCAGUGCCUUCCAGUUCACCUCUGACCCAGACAAACCGGUCUUCCUUCACUGUAAACUGCAUGUGACAUCAGAGGAAACCGGCCCCAUGCACAAGUCUUGCACCUACCGAGAGAACAGGUGGAAAGCUGUCAUGGGAGAGGAUUCCAUCUGUGACUGCUGUGACUCCAAAUGUGUGACACCGAAACCCAGAAGAUCCAUGGUGGAGGGGUUUGCCAGCAGCGGGCCUCUACUGCUCUUAGAUCAGCCAUCCGCACCAAAGGGUGGUUUCCCACCAGUCAGUCCCUCACUAGUUGAAGACGUUGUCUGGUUUGAGACCAAAAUGGAUGAGUUUGACAACCCAGAUGAUCUACUGGAAACCAUUGAUGUGGAGAAGUAUCGUGAUAAGGAAGAGCAGAGUUAUACUCGUUCCACGGAGAAGGAGAGGCAACAUAUAGAGGAGGAUGAAUCAGUGCCUUUGGAGGGUGAGGAGUCAGAGGUGGUUCAGACUGUGUUUAGAAAGGGGGAGAUAUUUGAGGGUACACAGGGGUCAGGUGUGAGGGAUUCAGAGUUGAUAAGGGGAGAGGGGUCAGGGUUUAGAGCUGAGGGGACAGGGUUGCGACUAGAGUUUCCAUGGGAGAGGGCAGAGUUGAGAGAGAGGAAUCCAUGGGAAAGUAAGGGAUCAGUGUUGACCGAGGAGGAGGGCUCCAUUGAAAGGCAAUGGAUGCAUCCACAGGAGGAGUCCUCCCUGGGAUCAGGGAUGGGGGGAAAGUCUGUAUCACAGGAAGAGGUGGUUUCACAGUCCAUGAAGGAAUGGGGAUUUGGGGUGGGGGAGGAGCAGCCACUUGUGAUUCCUGAGGAUGAGGGGAAGGAAGGAAGAGUGGAGUCUGGGGAAACAGAUGAGGAUGACAAGAAGUUUCCACUCUUCUCUGAGACUGGUGAGGAGAUCAUUAGUGAUUAUGACGGGCUGGUAGAGUCCGGGAUUGAUGGUGGGAAAGACUUGCCCAGGGUUUGGCAUUUCAAGUGGCGAUGAGGUCAGUGACUGAGACCAUACAGUGAUUCAUUCUAAUCUUAACCAUAGACUUCUACUACGGUACACCACUGACACAGUUGAAAUAAAAACAUUGAAAUAAAAGUCAAUGCAACUCUUAAUUUCUUAAUCACCAGAUGGAAUGGGAAGUCUAUCUACAACAUUUGUUUUACUUUGACUUAAACAUUUGAGGAAGUAAGCUUUUCAGCCAAAAUUACAAAUCCUUUCCUUGUCUUUAUCUCAAAGCAGGAAAUGCACAUAACGGUAGGUGAAGAAUACUGAUAAGGUAAUGACAUCAAUAGGCCCACUGUUUUCCCAGUCAGACAUUAAAUUAARAAAUUGGCCCCACAAUGUUUGUACAUACUACAUGAUUUAGUAAGUGCAACCUAUUUUCUGAGCAUGCUAACUAGUAAUUUUAAAAUGUAAACAUGGGAUAACAAACCAACCACUGGUAUCUAAGCAGUCCCCACAAUAUCUCCACUAAGUGUGUCAUAAGUGUUAUAAAGGAAGUUCAUGUUUGUUUCCCUGUCACACUGACUGAGAAGCUUUGGUUGAAAAUGUUCCAGAUCACACCCACUGCAUUGCCUCACCUUGAUUAAACUGACUGGUACAGAAAGCUAUGGGUGAUCUUUUUUAUAUUCCAUUAACAUGACAUGGAGACAGUCUGAAAAGUGAGUAAUACAAUUACUGUAUUCUCAGUAUAUCAUGACCUAUGUAGUGUAAAUCUAUUGUUCAUCCACUAAGGCAGAUAAACUCAUAAAUUAACAUGAUUUUGAUACUUUAAUAUAUUUUUGAUCUUUUUUGUGUGACUUUUAGCAUGAUCUCAAUGCCACUGUUACUGCUCUACCAGCAGUUCCAGUACAACCACAAUGCUCAUUAUAGUCAGUGAAACUUGGUGUUUUUCAUUGUUUCAACAGCAUCCAUUGUUUCAUGGAUUAGCUGUUUUUUGUCUCUGAUAAAUAAACAAAACAAUAAA